GGGAGGCGAGACGCUGGCCAUGGAGGCGGGGGUCUGCCGCUACCAGUUUCGGAUCGCGCUGCUGGGGGACGCGGCCGUGGGCAAGACGUCGCUGCUGCGGUGCUACAUGAGGGGCGCGCCCGGGAUCCCCGAGCCCGAGCUGGAGCUCGAGUCGGCGCCCACGGUGGGCGUCGAGUUCUACAGCCGCACUGUGCAGCUUCAGGCUGGGCCGCGCGUCAAGCUGCAGCUCUGGGACACGGCGGGCCAGGAGCGCUUCAGGUGCAUCACCAGGUCCUUUUACCGGAAUGUGGUGGGUGUCCUGCUGGUCUUUGAUGUGACAAACAGGAAGUCCUUUGAACACAUUCGAGACUGGCAUCAGGAGGUCAUGGCCACUCAGGGCCCGGACAAGGCGAUCUUCCUGCUGGUUGGCCACAAGAGUGACCUGCAGAGUGCCCGUUGUGUCUCAACCCAGGAGGCGGAGGAGCUGGCUGCCUCCUUGGGCAUGGGCUUUAUGGAGACCUCCACCAAAAGUAACUGCAAUGUGGACCUGGCCUUCGACACCCUUGCCAACACCAUCCAGCAGGCCUUGUGGCAGGGGGCCAUCAAACUGGAGGAGGACUGGGGGGGUGUGCGGCUCAUCCAGAACACCCAGGUCUCCAGGCAGCCCAGCAGAAUGCAGCACCCGGGCCCGUGCAGGUGCUGACUCUAGGAGGGAAAGGGUUAAAGCAGUGCUGGUGGGGUGGGGCGUGUUCUUAUCUCUCUGGAGGCCAAAUGGCAGAAUCUAUUCAGACAGUUAUUACAAACCAUAUCCUGGCACAGUCAUGCCUCCUAGAUUUUGGGGUCUCAGAGCUCAGCCCCUUUUCCACCAGAAAGGUCUAAGAAGCCAGCUGUGCAGCUUCCUGUCCUGGAGCCUGUUUGCUCUGUGGGCAGAGGCGCUCAUAAGAGACCCCACUCACGGGGGGUUGUGGGCAUGACUGAGAUCAUGGAUGCGCUGUGCUCAGCCAGAGCCAGAGCCUCCCACACGGUGAGAAUCGAAUAGCAAGAACUGUCGUCGCUGCUGGUCUUUCCUCUCUUAGCUAGGAUGCGGCCAUUUCAGGUAGUGUCCCUGGGCUCAGACGCCGAGCUGCUCAGCGUGUGGACGCUGCUACACAGGCGAGGAGGGGGGCAGGGGCUUUCAGGCUGAGCCAGGUCUUCAGGCUUGGAUGAGAAAGUGCGUCCUAAAACUCGGAUUGCUGCCCAGUGCUCCUACUCCAAGGCCACGGAUCAGAGAGGCAGGGAUGAAUAUGAACAGCUCUCUGGCUGGGCGCAUGGUGGACAGUGUUGGUUAGCCACCAAAAUCUCCCCUCAGGGCUGAAGAACCCAUACCCUCCUCCCCAUCAAAGCUCCUAGCUGCUGAAGUGCUAUGUGGUGGGGAAGCCCAGGCUGCUCUCUCUGGGAACUGCCUGCUCAUCUGGGGCAGCCCACAGUCCAGCAUCAAUGUAUCAGCUCUGUUGGGGGGGGUAGUGUUCAAAGACCUGGCUUUCUUGCCUCAACUCUGAAGGAAACACCCAUCUUCAUCAUUCUCCAUGGGGUCGAGGCCACUGUUAGGACAGCAUCACAGCUAAAUCCUCCUGCUCAAUCCUGCUUUCUUCCCUUCCUCCCCCACAAGCAGGUAUUGAUCUCAAGAAUCUCCUAAUAGGGACUUCCCUGGUGGUUCAGUGGCUAAGACGCUGAGCUUCUGAGCUUCUGGUUUCGAUCCCUGCCCAGGGAACUAGAUCCCACAUGCUGCAAUAAAGAUCGAAGAUCCUGAGUGCCACAGUUAAGACUUGGUGCAGCCAAGUAAAUAUUUUUUUUAAGAAAGAAUUUCCUAAUAAAGGUCUGCACAAAAAUACAAGGGGGGAAAAAAAGUCUGCACCCUUGGAAUUCCCUGGC
Molecule: messenger RNA, 1890 nt
Organism: Capra hircus (goat)
Lineage: Eukaryota; Metazoa; Chordata; Mammalia; Artiodactyla; Bovidae
Gene: RAB42
Product: RAB42, member RAS oncogene family
Exons: 2
Coding region: 20-682 (220 amino acids)
Cellular component (GO): Golgi membrane
Molecular function (GO): GTPase activity; GTP binding
Source: RefSeq, a predicted model, not a curated record